This is a messenger RNA of Myzus persicae (green peach aphid), 618 nucleotides long. Its product is annotated as elongin-B-like. Lineage: Eukaryota; Metazoa; Arthropoda; Insecta; Hemiptera; Aphididae. The record is from RefSeq and is a predicted model, not a curated record. Gene Ontology annotation, biological process: transcription elongation by RNA polymerase II. Gene Ontology annotation, molecular function: protein binding. Gene Ontology annotation, cellular component: VCB complex; elongin complex. The transcript is spliced from 5 exons. The coding region runs from base 227 to 577 and encodes 116 amino acids.
CUUUAAUAUCUAUGGGUUAACAAAAAAAAAAAAAAUUACUAUCUCUAUAAUAAUUAUUUAGUUUUUACUAUCUACGGUGGAUAUUAUUUGUGUAGUAUUGACGGUAUUGUUGUAACUACAAACUAUAAAUUUAGAUUCUUGACCUCGUGCUUUCAAAAUCAUUGUUUAGUGGAAAGUUGACUAUCAAUAUCAUUCGUGAUUAAAACAUUGUUAGUUUCAAUUCAAAAUGGACGCCUUUAUGAUGAUACAACGAAAAAAGCUAACCAUAUUCACUGAUGCUAAAGACAACAUACUGGUUGAUGAACUCAAAAAGAUUAUUGGAUGUAUCAUAAAAGUGGCACCAUCAAGUCAACAACUUUACUACAAAGAUGAAAUUAUGGAUGGAACAAAAACAUUGUCAGAAUGUGGUUUGAAUUCUACUAUUGCUAAGGCACAAAGUCCAGCUACUAUUGGUUUAGCAUUGAAGAUGGAUAAUGGAGAAUUUGAGGCUUUAGAAAUGGUACCAUACUCAUUGCCACCAGAAUUGCCAUAUGUCAUGAAAAAUCAAGAAACUAAUGGCCAAGAACCACCCAUGUAAACAGCAAUCACUAAAUAAUAUGUUCAAAAAUGGGUUUUUUU